CUUUUCCAUAUUUCUGUCUGGCCUAUUAGCGCAAGCUCGCUGUCUAUUCGUUUCAUCAACUGCUUAGCCAGUUCACAUUUCGUUCACUCUUACCACCAUGUUUCAACGUCUCCUAUUCUUCAGCUCCUUAAAUCUCGCUUUUGGUAGCACGAUACUUUGGGAUGGACGGUUCAACGAUAUGACGUCCAGCACGGAACUCGACAGUUGGUCUUGGUCGAACCAAGUUGGCCCUUAUCAGUAUUACAUUCAUGGCUCGGAGAAUGUGACGUCGUAUGUUAACCUCGACUCUUCCUUCAAAAAUCCCGCAGACACGAGCAGCUCUCAAGGAGUCAAAAUUACUCUGGAUAGCACAUCCUACUGGAACGGACAAACCAUGAGACGAACCGAGCUCAUUCCACAGACAUCAGCUGCAAUCAAUAUGGGGACUGUCUUUUAUCAUUUCAGCAUGCAACGCCUUGCCACCGACGCUCCGAGCGAGUUCCGGGAACAUCAAAUAGCUUUCUUCGAGAACCACUUCACAGAGAUGAAAGCUGGAUGGAUCAGCGGGGAGUCCGCAACUAGUGAUCCUACUCUUAGGUGGGAUGUCAACUCAGCUUCCCAAUGGAAUACGACUUGGGAAGCAGGUGUAUGGCACAAUAUUGCUUACGCAAUUAAUUUCGAUGCUGGCACCGUUGCGUUCUACCAUUCCACAGGCGCUGAUGACCUCGCACUUACAGUUCCUGAAGUUAGUGUUUCUGCAUCGUCAAACGGCGCGGACUGGCACCUCGGCGUUCUGGAGCUUCCACGGGAUGGCUAUACCGAUGCGACAGAAAACUUCUUCUUCAGCGGGGUAUAUGUCGAGAGUGGUGACCUAACAACGAUCGUCUCUGGGCCUGGUUCGAACACUACCUCAGCUGGUUCAUCUGCAACCUCCUCUUCCACAACUUCAUCUGCGCAAUCGUCGGCCGCCAGCUCAAGCCCCCCGUCAACAACGCCUUCCGCUUUUACAACAACCUUCCCAAAUACCACCCAGAGCCUACCAAGUAGUACCUUCUCAACUGUCGUUAGCUCUAGUUCUGCCAUUUCUAACCCGUCUGGCGACAUGGGAGAUAACUACGACUGUGAGUAAUCAUCUGGGUGAUUCGUAUCCAUGCAGAUGAGUUCUGGGACACAUGCAAGGCAUGUAAUGUUACUUUCGAUGUACAUAUUUAAGUGUUCAGGGUGUUUCUGGACAACAAAAAUCUAGAUAUUGGUUAGUUGUUCCUCUCUAGCCUGUAGGACUUGGAGUCCCCGCCAAAAAUCUCCUGAAAGUUUGAAUUCAGAGGCAACGACUUUGAUUACUGGUACUCGUACCUCAAUUCCUACCAUCCAGCUGCAGGUAUUCAGGGAAUCCACUCCUUAAG
Messenger RNA from Hyaloscypha bicolor E, 1382 nucleotides. Its product is annotated as glycoside hydrolase family 131 protein. The transcript is spliced from 3 exons. Bases 98 to 1108 code for a protein of 336 amino acids. The record is from RefSeq and is a predicted model, not a curated record. NCBI's taxonomy places the organism in Eukaryota, Fungi, Ascomycota, Leotiomycetes, Helotiales, Hyaloscyphaceae.